Molecule: messenger RNA, 1688 nt
Organism: Microdochium trichocladiopsis
Lineage: Eukaryota; Fungi; Ascomycota; Sordariomycetes; Xylariales; Microdochiaceae
Exons: 6
Coding region: 51-1688 (545 amino acids)
Source: RefSeq, a predicted model, not a curated record
UGGUACAAGAGACGAGGGUCGCAUUCUCGACACUCCUGCGUCGUCCCCACAUGGCUCGUUGGAGAUAUAUUGAGCAUGCUCUGUGCUCGGCCUGCUCGACAUCUACUUUGAGAGGCUCUACAACGCCCACCUGCUCUUCCGCAAGCCGCCUUUGUUCGCAGCCUACCUCGACGGGCGGCUGCCCCCGUAUCUCCUCAAGGCCAUCUUUGCCGUGGCAACAAUCCAGCUUCGUCCAAGCGCUGAGGUCCCGGCCCGCAUCAUCUCGCAUCCCCAGCUUCCGCAUCCCUCCCGAGCUGGCCACGUUUGAGCCAUAUGCCAGACAUGGCCACGCCUGGGCCACCUCGGCGGCGGCCGAGGUCUUGUCGCUUGCCGACUGCCCCACGGUCGAGUCUGUCCAAACCCUCUGGUGUCUAGGCAUCUACUGGUUCGCUAUGUCGGACACGCCUAGAGUCGACAUCACAAUGGCCAUUGCAUAUGCGUCAUGUGCCAAUUUCCAGCCCCCCAACAGCUUCUCGACCCCGACCCAGCGCAGCAGCGGCAGCAGCGGAUGCGGCAGGGCCAAUAACGACGCACAACUGGAGAGCAUGCGCUGCUGCUUCUGGGCCUGCUGGUCGUCCAUGUGCACGGCGGCCAUCCCGGAUGCUUACGCGCGCAACGCGUGGCAAGAAGCUGCCGGCGUGCCCCUUCCAACAAGCACCGAUCCUGGCGGCCCCCGCGAGUACAUGGACAAAGGCUGGCAGUGCCUGCCCAUUGGCGGGUGGCGACCGGGCGAGGAGGCGACUACGACAUACGACACCAUUGACGCGGCGUUUCUCAAGCUGAUUGGCAUCUGGGCGCGGGUGCAGAUCCUCGUGAGGCAUUCCUCGACGCCUCCAGACGUUGCCCAGUUUGAGGCGCUGACUGCCAAAACACAAGACGUGUACAGCGCAGCCUCUUUUCCAGCGGCCCGCCCGCGAUCCGGUGGCACUGCAGACUCCUCGGACCACGCCAGGCUGGUGGGCUUGCACUCGCUCUACCACCUCUGCCGCAUGGUCCUGCUGUGCCCCCUCGUGGCCAUGUUCUCCGGGCACCAGCAUCAGCAGCAGCACCAGCAGCCAAGCGCCGCCGCCGCCGCGCACACCGUGCGAUCCAAGGCAGAGACGGCAGUCGAGCACGCGCUCGCGCAGCACCGGCUGGUCCGGGAGUACGCGGCGGCGGCGGCCGGGGGCGACGCCACGCGCAUCAGCCCGCUGACUCUGUUUGCGAGCUUCGUCUCCACGUCGAUCCUGCCGACCGCGGCCAAGCCGGAGGUCUCUUCUCAUCCGCAGCCGCCGCCGCCGCCGUCGUCGUCGUCGUCGCCUUGCGCUGCUCCUGCUGCUGGUGAUGGUGGAGUCAUCAGUAAUAGUCUGGCCCAGGUCCUGCUGAUUGCCGAGGGCACCUUGUACCUGCUCGAAACUCUGCAGACCUUCUGGAAGCCCCUGGAACCUCUUACUGCUAGGUUUCCCGGCCCCGUCGAGCCUCGCCGAGACGCACAUCCCGAGCCCGUCGACCGGGCAGUUGAGGAUAUCGCUAACCCGGGCCAACAGCCCCGGCCAGGGCGCUGGGGCAAUCGAGACGACCUCGGUUAUGACACCAUGCUGGACUUGCAGCUCACGUCUGAUGGGUGGGACAUGGAGCUCUUGUCCUUUUGUCCUACCAAUUUUGUCUGA